AUGAGACUCUCGAUCCGAGAACAGCUUGCGGCGCUCGUCAUAUUUACCGUCCUCAUCGCCCUCGCCAUUGUGUCCGUUCCCACGUGGUUCUUCGUCCAUAGCUUCGUCACUGGCGUUGCCUCGAGCGGCCUAUCCUUGACCGCCUCUCUCAAGGCUGCAAGGAUUGAUUCCGAGCUUAACCUGCUUCAAACCCUCAGUCAAACUGUGGCUACUCGCAUCUUGCUCCAGCAGGCACUCGUCAACUUCUACAAUGACAAUGCGACCAACUCAUUCAGCGCCGCCCGCGCCGACCUGGAAAGUGCCAUGAGCACGAAUCGCCUUGCCGGUCUCCUCCAGGCUAGGUUAUUCUCCAGAAACAGCACGGGCGCCAAUCCCGGUGGUCUCCUCAAUGUCACUGGCAGCGGCGUGGGUACGCUGACCAACAACAUACAGCUGCCGUAUUCGACUCCCAAUGGGUCCAGAGUGAACCUCAGCGACACAGACUUUGGUUACCCGCCGCACCUCUAUCCCAACAUUACAUAUCAGAGACCGGGCUAUCCUGAUCCAUAUCAGCCGUCCACCCCAGCCUUUGGCGCCUUUGCCUUUCCGGGCGUCUCAAUAGGCGACCAUGGCGGGCUUCUUCUUGGGCCCUUGAUGAUUAACGAGUCCUUUGCCCUCAUGUCCAUCACCGUUCCCGUGCGAUCGCUCAGCGUACACAAUUUCAUUCUUGGCUACAUGACGCUAAUUGUUUCUGCUGGAUCCCUUUUCGAGGUUCAGACAAGUCGUGAGGGCCUGGGAUCAACGGGCAUGCUUCUGCUCCUGGGGCCGUCAAAUCCAUCUAACCAUUUCCUGGCUCCCAUUCUCCUUUCCAACCGCACCUACUCGCCUCUGGUUGAUGCCUUGGCGGCCUCGACUGUGAAGUUUGUUCUUCUUCCUAUCCCCAUUGCCGGACAGACUGACCGCCAUGUCAAGAGAGCCCACAGAAAAGGCGACUUCUCGAGCCUAUUGACGCUUUCUCAGUACCCAGCAGUCUUGCAAGUCUAUACCAAGCGCACUUCGCAGCUGAAUGAUGCCAGAGCACUACUGUCAACGAGGAACGAGGAUGGCGUGGCGGUCGCCGUGGGCGUGGCCCGUCCUCAGUCAGCCCUAGUUGACUGGGCCAUCGUGGUAGAACAAGCUGAUAGCGAAGCCUACGCGCCAAUCGUCACUCUGAGGCAGAUUUUGCUUGGUUGCGUGUUCGGCGCAGCUGUAUCACUUUUGAUUCUCAUCAUCCCGUGCGCGCACGUCAGCGUGGGGCCCAUCAGACGGCUCAAAAUGGCGACGGAAAAAUCCAUGUCCCCGCUCGGAUACGAGGACGAGUCCGAAGGCUAUGAUGAGCAUAGCCGUAGUUCAGCCGGUCCGGGCUCACCUGGCUCGAUGAAAGGCCUCUUUGAUAAUUUUCAUCGCAAGCCCAAGAAACGGAGAAGAGCCAUGACGCAGGCUGAAAAUGACAAUCAUCGUCGGAUAUUCAAGAUCCCUGGGCGAGUUGCAGAGCGAAAACACUUUGUGACCGACGAGCUUACGGAGCUCACGCAAGUGUACAAUGAAAUGACGGAUGAGCUCGUGAAACAGUACACUUCUCUUGAUGAAAAGGUUGCCGAGAGAACUCGUGAACUUGAGAUCAGUAAAAGGGCGGCCGAGGCUGCCAACGAGAGCAAGACAUUAUUCAUUGCCAACAUGUCACAUGAGCUGAAGACACCGUUGAAUGGCAUAAUGGGCAUAUGUGCUGUUUGCAUGGAAGACGACGAUGUUUUGCGCAUCCGGCAAUCUCUAAAGACCCUUUACAGAUCGGGCGAAUUGCUACUCCAUCUUCUCGAAGAUCUUUUAUGCUUCUCCAAGAACCAAAUUAGCCAGCAAAUCAGACUCGAAGACAGGGAUUUCCGCCUAGGUGAUAUCCAAUCCCAGAUAAUGUCCAUCUUUGACAACCAAGCUCGCGAGAGCAGCAUCACAUUAGAAGUUUCAUUCCUCGGUUUUGAAUGCGACGAAAAGCGCUCGAGAUCAGACCAGCAUGGCAUUUCGAAAGGGCUGCCCGCUCUCGGGCCGCCAGGCAUGCGCCGGCUCGAAGACGUGUAUCUAUGGGGAGACGACCAUCGAAUCCUGCAAAUCAUCACUAAUCUGGUCAGCAAUAGCUUGAAAUUCACGUCGGCUGGAGGCAGGGUCAAAGUUUGCAUACGCUGCAUCGGCGAGAUUGAGCGAAGCAACGAUGAGGGCAGGCCGUGCCAGAACGGCUCUACUCGGGUCGGACGAAGCCGGCACAGGGAAAGCACAGGCUCUACGCAGUGCAAGGCUACAACCCAUGCCCCGGCGCUUCAGGACAGCACCACCACAGCGUUAUCGAGCAGCAAGGGCCCCAAGGCAGGCAGGCACGUCCAUGGGCAGGAACGGUUCUUGACGCCGUCUCGGCCUAAUGCCAAGCGGUACCUGUUUGAGUUUGAAGUUCAGGACACUGGGAGUGGCAUCCCUGAGCAUAUGCAGGAGAGAAUCUUCGAGCCGUUUGUGCAGGUCGACUCCAGCUUGAGCAAAAGAUUUGGAGGAAGUGGCCUCGGAUUAAGCAUAUGCUCGCAGCUUGCUAAGCUGAUGGAUGGCUCUAUUAGUGUCAACAGUACGGAGGGUGUGGGCUCGACAUUUUCCCUGCGAAUUCCGCUCAAACACGUCGAACAUGGACAUACCAGCACUGCAUCAAGCCACGCUUCGUCCAGGGCCCAAAGCGUAGGGUCACAGGCGGAUCAGGCACAGGAAGCAAAAAAGAAUGACCUCUCUUCGGCAAGGGAAGACAGCCAACCCAGACUGGUUGGUCUUGGCACUCCUUUUUUCGCCCCGAGCCCUGCGCCGCCGCCGAACAACGGGGGCCAGCAAAGAGCAGCGAUGCGGAAGUCAAGGGCCGACGAAGCAGGUCGAGGCGAAGUGCGCAUUUUGGUUGCAGAUGACAACUCGACCAACAUCGAGGUGCUGAGCAGGAUGCUCAAACUCGAGAAAGUGAACAAUGUCACGAUAGCAAGAGAUGGACACGAGGCUUGCGAAUUAGUCAAGGCCAAUAUGGAGGAGAAGCAGCCAUUUGACCUGAUUUUCAUGGAUGUCCAGAUGCCUCACCUCGAUGGGCUGCAAUCAACUCGGUUGAUUCGCAAGAUGGGCUACGUCGCACCAAUUGUCGCACUUACAGCCUUUUCGGAAGAGAGCAACGUCAAGGAGUGUAUGGAGUCGGGCAUGGACGAGUUCUUGAGCAAGCCGAUCCGCCGGACUGCGUUGAACGAGGUACUCACUAAAUUUGCAACGAUACCGAAAAGAAUGAAAAGAUUGGCCAGAGACGUCGUUGCAGAUGUGAACUCGUAUCUCAGUGGUGGUAAUAUCGCCCUGAAGGACCCGAGUGUCCACUGCAUUACCCACCCCAAGUGCCACGCCAGCUUUAACGACGAUGUGGCCAUGGACAAGUUGAAGAGCGACACUUACGGCGGCAACACGACAACCCUGAAUAUCGUAUACACAGCGCCAAAGAGCAGCAGCGUCACUGGGGCUGAAAUAACUUUGGGCACGUGCAUGCAGCCGAAACCUGCCGAGGGACUAUUUCCCUCGACUCUAGGCAAAUCAGACGGAUGCGUCAUCGAUCAAGCUACUCUGACCGACCGCCAUCGUGGCACUGUAGCUGGCCAAUUGCCGGGGACGUCCGGGGAGAUGCCUGGGGUGGCGAUGGGCAAAAGAGAAGCCCAAUCUCAUGCCCGGGAAUCCGCCUUCAUAACGACCACGCAUGAGAUCGGCCACUUUCUCGGCCUUGGCCAUGUACGACAGCAACAGGGUGGACGAGGGUCCCUGCGCCGUCUUUUACGACGGCAAGCCAGACCCGUCAGAAACGUCAUGGAGCCCUUUAACACCCCUGGCGCAGAAUAUGAAUUCGACCCCGGGCAACACCGAGAUAUGCGCCAAAUAGUCUUGAAGCGCAUACAAGAGCAGGAAAAGCCUAUGACGAGCCAACCGUCCUUUCCAUUCUUCGAAGUUGCUCCUCCGGCCGGCAACCCAGUCGCCCCCGGUGGCCAAGGUUCUCCUGGGGUCAGUAACCAAUUCAACCCUCCGAAUGGCGUUCUUCCAGGCUUUGAAGGAGACAGCUAUCAGGACCAAGGGAGCUCUGCAAACAAUAACCCCGAAGCUUUGGGUCCGGGUCUCCCGAACAUCGCAUCAGAUAACCCCGAGGAGCUCCUGCAUCUUUCUCCUAGUAGUCCUCAGUCCCCAACCCCCAACGAUAGCCCAGUUGAUGUGGUUCAACUCACGCAAGAUAUGGAAAUAGAGCACCCUUUCUAA
This is a messenger RNA of Metarhizium album ARSEF 1941, 4308 nucleotides long. RefSeq names its product ATPase-like, ATP-binding domain protein. Gene Ontology annotation, biological process: phosphorelay signal transduction system; protein autophosphorylation. The transcript has 4 exons. The record is from RefSeq and is a predicted model, not a curated record. The coding region runs from base 1 to 4308 and encodes 1435 amino acids. NCBI's taxonomy places the organism in Eukaryota, Fungi, Ascomycota, Sordariomycetes, Hypocreales, Clavicipitaceae. Gene Ontology annotation, molecular function: phosphorelay sensor kinase activity; histidine phosphotransfer kinase activity; metallopeptidase activity.